This is a messenger RNA of Penaeus indicus, 2463 nucleotides long. RefSeq lists its product as uncharacterized. The record is from RefSeq and is a predicted model, not a curated record. Lineage: Eukaryota; Metazoa; Arthropoda; Malacostraca; Decapoda; Penaeidae. The transcript is spliced from 6 exons. The annotation marks the transcript as partial.
CACUAACAAGUUGCCACGCAAUCGAGUUCUCUGAGCCUCGCCCACACUUGAAGACUUGCCUUGCAGUUUCACUUUACCCUGAACUUUAUUGUAAGGUCUCCAUGACAUCCACACACUUAUCCCUAAGCGAGACAUGGCAAGGCUGAAAUUCCCAGAAUAACGAUGGAAACUGGAGGCCUAAGGGCAGAUAAGGAUACAGAAACAUGCUACUCUGAUGGCCUUGGCAACCUCUCUAGCAAAGCUGAUUCGCAGGUCUUUGAUCUUGUAAUAGACCCCUUGACAGAUUUUAAGGGAGAAGAAAUCCUUAAUUUUUCAAGUUCUCCACAAGAAUCCUACAAUCUGAUCCUGCCUGAGAAGAGACAAGAGUCCCCAGUUGCUAGCCUAAGUACCCCCGACUCCGAAUCGACUGAAAUCAGCUUGAGCUCAUCUCAAAACGAAGACAAGCAGAAAGGCCUCUUUCCCCUUUCGAGCACCCUGCCAUCGACUCAGAAUCUACUUGAUGGUUUGAUCGACUCACAUCUUUGGAGCAGUGACGUGAGCUUAGCUAAUGAUAGUUUCGUCGACGGGGCUAGUGGUGCUAGUAAAGGUGUUGGAGGCAGUAGUAAUCCACGGCGUCUGGUAGUUGCUGAAGUCCAUCGCUUUGGGUGUCAUCCACCAUGUGCUGGAUCCCCCCAUGACCUGGCCUCCUGUCCUGUAGCAGCCGCCUCUGUCACGCAUGAUGCUUGUCAGUAUCAAGAUUGUAACCCAAAGCUAAGACAAAACACCAAAAAUGAGGCAGAUCCUUUGAAGGUGCUGAGUGAGGCAUCAUCUGCUUUGGCUCUCACAGAAACACUGAUAGGUCCUCUUAGGAUCCCCCCAGUGUCACAGGAAGUCCUAGAUCAAGUUCUGUGCACCAUGGAGAAAAAGACGAUAAAGCAGGUAUCUAGUGCAAAUGGAGGUUCUCCUGUGGUUAAUGCAGUUACAGAGAAGACCAGUGAUUUGCAUCCAUAUAGCUUCCCAGAACCAGUCAAUACAAAGGAUAUUCCCACAGGAAAGUUGUUAGGUUCACUACAGUCUGUUCUCCAGCCCAAAGUGCAUCAACUUUCCACCACGAAGUUGCAAACAUUUAGUCCAGCUGGUAAUGGUUACUCUGAUAAUGUCCAGAUAAAGAGUAUAGCAUCUGCAGAUAUUCAAGCUGGAGUGACAGAACCUUUAAGACAGAUCAGUGUUGUAUCACUGCCAGAGGAACAAAGAAGAUCAGAACAAUUGGUUAGGAAGAAUAGUCGAGUUAUUACUGUUCCUGUUGGUAUGAGUGAUCAUGGACCAGUUGAAGUUUACCGAGAAGUGCAUCAGUAUCCAGCUGGUGUUAUCACAACUACAGUAGAAAAACGAUCAUACAUUGGGCAAAGUGAGUCAGAACACCGUCCUCCCUCAGGGCCUGCUAAGCGAAAGUGCCGUUCAAGGAAACUGAAGCAGAAGCGUGCCGACCACCAUGCCUCACAGUCCUCUGUAGCCAGUGGAUCUUCAGCAGGUACAUCAGUGGCAAGUGGAAGUACACUCAUUUCUCAAAGCAGUUCUGAACUCACACCAAUCUCACGUAGUCAGGCUUCAUCAUCAAAAACCAGUCUCAAUGAUGCAAGAAGUGAUGCAGCAGGACCUAUAACAAGACCAGUACUCUCAGCAGCAAUUAUGCAGAUGCGUCAGGCUUUAGAACACGUUUCCAAUGCCUCUGACAAUCACUCAGACAAAUCUAGUGGGGGAGCAGAACUUUCUUCAAACUUUUCAGACACCUCAUCCAAUUUAUCAACAUUGUCUGAUCUGAGUGGGUAUGAGGAUGAAUAUAUUAGGAUUAAACGCCUUGUAUCAGAUGCUGUGAUACCUCCAGAUGACUAUAAAAAACUUGUAAAUAAAGCAAACAGUAAAUCAGCCACAUCAAAACCGGUGCCAGUUGUAGAUUAUGAAAAGAUUAUCAGGGAUCUUCAAGCACAAAAAGAGGAUUUAGAGAUACAGCUUCACAGAUUAUCCAUCCAAGUCCAAAAUGCAGUAAGAGAAAAAGAACUGUAUCAGCAGCAACUUGAGCUGAUGCAGACAAAAAUUACUGAGACAAAUCAGAAACAGUAUUUUGAGGUAUUAAAACAAAGAGCAAAUUUAGAGGGACAGUUGGAAAUGCUGAAACAAGAACUUGAGAAUACUGUUUAUGAGAAGAACCAGUUACAAUCCAAAAUAUCUGAAGCGCUAAAGGAAUCUGAAGCCAGUAAAGAUGCUGCUUCUGUUGCAAAGGAUGCAGAAUCAAGGAUGAGUGCAAGGUUGCAAAAGUAUGAAGAAGCUAACAAGGACCUGGAGGAGAAUCUCAAAAAUGCAGAAGAGAAGAUUCAGAGAAUAUCCAAGGACUAUGAGAACUCACAGUCAUUAAUUAAAGAUCACAUUUCAAAGAAUGAGCAGCUAGAGAUGAGAAUAAGCCAGUUCAUGGAUGCAGAAACCAAC